Molecule: messenger RNA, 1210 nt
Organism: Cajanus cajan (pigeon pea)
Lineage: Eukaryota; Viridiplantae; Streptophyta; Magnoliopsida; Fabales; Fabaceae
Product: fasciclin-like arabinogalactan protein 11
Biological process (GO): plant-type secondary cell wall biogenesis
Cellular component (GO): plasma membrane
Source: RefSeq, a predicted model, not a curated record
CUCCUUCAUAUAAUCAAUGCAUCAUAUCAUUUGCAAUCCUUUCCAAUAUCAUCUAAACCUUCAUUUAACUAAUGCAAAAUGAUGAACAACCAAUCUCUCUUGUCUUUCUCACUAGCAUUGCUAGUUUCAUUUUUUUAUUGCACCACCACUUUAGCCCAAUUAUCACCAGCUGUUGCACCUGUAAAACCAGUUCAACCAGCCCCUACCCCACUAGCUGAGGCUCCUAAACAACCAUUGGUUCCCUCAUUGCCACAAUCACCAAGUGACUCAACACCCGACACUGCAGCACUUGAUAUUGUUGGAAUCCUGAGGAAGGCUAAGUCAUUCAACAUCCUAAUCCGCCUCAUGAAAACCACCCAAUUGAUCAACCAACUCAAUGCACAACUCCUCACUACUAAAUCUGGUGGCAUCACCAUUCUUGCACCCGAUGACAGUGCCUUCUCAGAACUCAAAGCAGGCUUCCUCAACUCUCUCUCUGAUGGACAAAAACUCGAGCUCUUACAGUUCCACGUUAUUUCAGACUAUGUAUCUAGCUCCAACUUUGAUACUCUUACAAAUCCUGUGAGAACACUUGCCGGAGCUAAACCUGGAAAGGUGGAACUGAAUGUGAUAAGCUACGGUGGAAGUGUGAACAUCUCAACAGGUGAGGUUAACACAACCAUCACUGGCAUUAUAUAUACGGAUAAGCAUCUUGCGAUUUACAAGGUGGGGAAGGUACUUCUUCCUAUGGACUUCUUUGCUGUGGCCAAGGCACCUGCAAAGGGACCCUCAUUGGCACCACAACCUUCAGCAAAGGCUCCUAAACCUGAUAAGGACCCAUUGUCUCCAGAUUCUUCAGAAUCAUCUCAGAUUAAUUCCACAAACGAAAACUCUAGCACUGUGAAAAUCAAUGUGCAUGGAAAGUGGGUGGCCCUUGUUCUUGGACUAGUUCUCAUGACUGUAUUCUCAUCAUAAACCAGAAGAGGAUUUGGCUGUUACUUACCAUGCACGCGGUUAAUAUUCAACACUCAACAGUACUAUCUAUGAUUAGGAGAAAGAAGUGAUUGCUAUAGUGGUGAAUUAUCUGAAAUUGUUGUAUCCCUCUGAACUUAUUCUAAGAGAUGCUCUGGCUGCUACGAUUCAGUAUUCGUUUCUUUGCACACUCAAUAUUUUGCAUGUUUCUGUAUUUUGAAGAAAAAAUUGGUUGAAACUUUGUCUCGAAUAUACUGAU